Messenger RNA from Dichotomopilus funicola, 2982 nucleotides. Its product is annotated as P-loop containing nucleoside triphosphate hydrolase protein. Gene Ontology annotation, biological process: recombinational repair. Gene Ontology annotation, cellular component: nucleus. Bases 1 to 2982 code for a protein of 993 amino acids. NCBI's taxonomy places the organism in Eukaryota, Fungi, Ascomycota, Sordariomycetes, Sordariales, Chaetomiaceae. The transcript has a single exon. Gene Ontology annotation, molecular function: DNA binding; ATP binding; hydrolase activity. The record is from RefSeq and is a predicted model, not a curated record.
AUGCCUCCUCCUCCACGAGCCCCAACAACGUCAAAGCACGCAAUUCUCAAGGGUCUCAACGAUGCCCAACGCCGUGCAGUUACCUCGGAUUCCGACACGGUUGCCAUCCUGGCUGGCCCAGGGAGCGGCAAGACCCACACACUGACAGCCCGAGUGGUCUGGCUCAUCGAUCACAAGGGUAUUCGCCCAGAGGAUGUCAUCGUCGCAACCUUCACUGUAAAGGCAGCUCGAGAAAUGAAGGACCGCAUCAGCAAAGUUCUCGGCAACAACAGGGAGACCAAGCUCAUUCUCGGCACCUUCCAUAGCAUUGCACGACGCUAUCUUGCUGCGUAUGGACGGCACAUUGGCCUCAGCCAGUCUUUUGGCAUUGCCGAUAGCGACGAUUCCAACAAGAUCAUCGGGCGUAUUUGCAAGAGACUGCAGUUGGCCGUUGAUCCAUCUGGGGCACGGGCGUGGAUCAGCAAGCAGAAAGCCAAGGGCACUGAGGCUACUUCUAAGGCAUCCCGAAAAGAGGCCGGCAAAGUCGAUGGGCUCCAAGAGCUCGAAACUUGUUACCGCGAGUAUCAGAAACAACUCAAGGCUUCAAACCUCCUGGAUUACGACGACCUCCUCGUUAGUUGCGUGGAGCUCCUCCAAAAGUUUCCGGCCUGUGUUUCCAACGUGCAGGCAGUGCUCAUUGAUGAAUACCAAGACACAAACGGGAUCCAGUAUGAUCUUAUGAAGCUCUUUGCCCAACAGCGGAAAAGGAUCACUACCGUCGGUGACCCGGAUCAGAGCAUUUACGGCUGGCGAUCCGCCGAAAUCAGAAACCUGUGGAAGCUGCUCCGAGAAUUUCCCAAGACUGAUGAGGUUUCUUUGGAGCAGAAUUACCGUUCAUCGCAAGCGAUCCUUGACUUGUCAUUAGAGGUGAUCAAGCAGGACCAGAAGCGGUACAAGAAAGUGCUGAAGCCGACCCACAAUAGAGGGUCUCGGCCGGUCCUUCGUCGGUUGAAGAGUCCCUCAACCGAGGCGGACUGGGUCGUGUCGGAAAUCAGGCGAGCGCUCGUAAUGUCGGGGGCUAUGUUGACCCACGAUGACGUGGCUAUCUUGUUGCGCUCGGCGGCUUUGUCGAGGCACCUGGAAUCAUCCCUCGGGAAAGCCGGUAUCCCCUACAGGAUGAUAGGCGGCUUCAAGUUCUAUGACCGCGAGGAGAUCAAGGUCUUGAUCAACUAUCUACGCGUGAUUCACCAGCCAGAAAAUAAUGAUGCCCUCGCGCGGAUUAUGAAUGUCCCGAAACGAGGCAUUGGCGAAGUCACCGUCAAACGACUGCUUGAGGAGGCCGAGACCUCAUCGCUGAGCCUUUGGUCCGUCUUGUCCAAGCAUUGCCGCGGAGACCGCACGGCAGAAACGAAGAUCACAAAGCACGCCGAGCAGCAAAUCAGUGGCAACCUCCUCCGCCCACUUCGCGAGAUCCAGGCGAAGGUCCAAGAGGGUCCGGGGUUCGGGCUCGUAGAUACAAUCCAGCACCUACUAACAAAACUCAAUUUUGAGGAGCACCUUAAGAGGGAUCACCGUGAUCCCGAGGAUGCCGCCCAGCGGUGGGCGAACGUGCAAGAAUUUCUUGCUCUGGCUGCCGAAUUCGCUCGCGACCUCGAACUUUCUGACGAAGACGCUCUCCCAGAGAUUGACGGCCUCGUGCAGACCAAGGACGCCGAAGUACUUCCCCGCUUUCUAGCCAACGUAUCCCUUGCAUCGGAUGCGCAGACAAAGGGCGACGGAGAAGAGAGCAAGCCGGUUGUCACAAUAUCGACCAUACAUGCAGCAAAGGGUCUUGAAUGGCCCGUCGUCUUUGUCCCCGCAGUCUACGACGGAUCCAUACCCCACGUACGAUCCGAAGAUGGCGACGAAGAACGAAGGCUGCUCUAUGUGGCCAUGACGAGAGCCCAGAGCCUGCUCUAUCUCAGUUUUCCGGUGUUCGGCGGAAAGGGUGACGGCGAACGGAACAAGCUGUCGCCCUUCAUCGACCCCGUAAGUCGCUAUUUUCUCAACAAAGGGCCGUGUUUUGACCGGCCGGUCAUGAGCGAAAUCGCCAAGGUUCUCCGCCGCCAACUACCGCCAGAUGAAGAUAUCUACAAAGGCCUUCCAAACACGAUGACUAUGGAGGACAACAUGUUCCCCGUCGAUCCGGAGGCGACGAACGCGGAGAUAGGGCCGAGGGCCGGACUCCAAGGGGGGGAUGCAUCGCGAGCGAAGAGACAGAGGUUGCAUGGCCCGCCAGGUAACUCGGAAGCAGGCGAGGAGGCCCCUUGGAAACAAUAUAGCACCACCAUGGAGAAGGCUUCAACUUUCACGGUGAAGUCCCUCCCCGGGUUCGUCAAUCUCGGGGCUCAUCAAGCCGCCAUCACCGCUGCGAACGCCGAAGUUUUGGCAGCUCAAAGAGUUGAAAAGACGAAGCCACCCGCAAACAAACUGCCUUCGAACCAAAAGAGUAUCAUGGGAUUCGUCAAGACCGCGGAUGGGGCUCCUCGUACAACCGCCGGGCAGUCCGCGAUGCCGCCCCCUACCAAUCCCCAGUUUUUAGGAAACACGACCAGCAAUCAGCCUCAAGGAGCUCCGACGUCACCCGCGAUUUCUCCGGCCCUCGCCGGGCACAACUUAGCGACAGGCAAGGUGAUGGCCAGGCCGUCCGCCGCCAAAGAGCCGGAAACAGCCAAGCGGAAACAAUACCCCUGCUUCAGUUCCUCGCCGCCCCGCGAGACCGCCUCAAACGAUGCUAGCGGAAACGGGGAAAAUGAUGCAGAGUCGGACGACGAUAAUGGGCCGCCGGCGGAACCCGCGAGAGCGGCGGCCUGUCUGCACGCGACAACUUGGGCAGUCACCACCAGACUCACCGCGGGGAUUAGGCGACCCCAAGGACUGGGCCGGAGGAAUAAUGCACCGAAUGAGAGACUUCGUCAACCAUUCAAACCGUUGACCAUGGGCCGGCCAGGUGGGCGGCCGUGA